This is a messenger RNA of Pelmatolapia mariae (spotted tilapia), 7376 nucleotides long. RefSeq names its product protein phosphatase 2, regulatory subunit B', beta (gene ppp2r5b). Gene Ontology annotation, cellular component: protein phosphatase type 2A complex; cytosol; nucleus. The coding region runs from base 1282 to 2850 and encodes 522 amino acids. The record is from RefSeq and is a predicted model, not a curated record. Gene Ontology annotation, molecular function: protein phosphatase activator activity. The transcript is spliced from 13 exons. NCBI's taxonomy places the organism in Eukaryota, Metazoa, Chordata, Actinopteri, Cichliformes, Cichlidae. Gene Ontology annotation, biological process: protein dephosphorylation; signal transduction.
CCGGAUAACGGGAACGGAGAAGGGGGUACAGGAGCAAAAAAAACAAAAAACAAAAAAAAACGCGUCAGUGUGUCAGACGCAGACGGUUUUGCUAUUGUAUAACACAGGCCUUCAGCUUUUCCUCUCUGCCCCUGCGCGGAGGAGCGGCCUCUUUUUUCUUUCAUUUACCUUUUUCCCUGUCCUCUGACCGCGGAGGGAGACGCCGAGCGGAGCGGAGCUGCGGGGCUCGCCGUUACAUCGGAGGACCUGCACAUGUCGGUGCGGUGAGGGACCGCUUGUUUCCCCGCCCUGAUACGGUUGAAGGAAGGCAGGAGGAGAAGGAGGCUGAGUGGACUAUAACAUCUUUAGCCUUCAAGGAAAUCAAAGAAAAAAAGAAAUAUCAGGUUUUAACGGUUUAAAGAAGGACCCAUUAUAGAGGGGGAAAAACGAGGCAGGAGGACAACAGUGAUGCCGCAGCUGAAGUGGGCCCAGAUUGAUGAUUUUAUGAUAUCAUCAUUCACCGCCAGGACCGAGCACUGAUUUUUAUUGAUAAAAAAAUCGAGGAGAAGAAGAAGAAGCUUUAAAGUGGCACGGAGGGCGUUUGUUUGCGUCUGAUCCGGAUAAACAGGAGGUGCUUUUUGUCUUUAUUUUUUAAGCCUAUCAGGAGCUCAGCUGCAUGAUAUCAUACAGCAAAUAAACAUCCAAAUCCAGGCUGAUGACUUAGGCGGUGUGUGACGCCAAUACAGCAGCAGCAGCAGCAGAGGCGUGUGUGUGUGUGUGUGUGUGUGUGUGUGUGUGAGGAGGAGACGCGCCUGUCUGAGCAUCAUCUGGUAGCUGUUCCAGGCUACUCCUGCACGGCGAUGAUACACAAGCGAUUCUUUUCAUCUGUGUGUGAAAAGCUGAAGCUUCGAGGAUGAUGAUGACGAUGAUGAAGAUGCCAUUUCCAGUCCGGCUCUGAUAGAGACAACGAGGCGCGCAGCACGGGACUGGACCCCUAGAAAAUCUCGCUCUCUCUCUCCUCUCCUCACCUCUCCUCCGCCUCUGCACCUUUCUCCCCCCCUCCUUACUUUCUAUCUCUCACCCCUCUCCUCCUCCUCCCUCCUCCUCCUCCACCACCACCCCUGGAGCCGCUUUUUUAAAAUUCUGAUCAGUUGAUAAUCCAUCUGUGAUUCAGAUAGCCACCCACUCCCCCCUCCACCCUCAUCCUCUGCUUUAUUCAGCCUUACAUCCUCUUAAUAAACAUUCCCCCUCGUUACACACUCACUCGCAAAAGCAUCCACACCACCUCCACCUCCAGCCAUCAUGGAGACGACCAAGCUGCCUCCGUCCAGCCCGUCCUCGCCGACCACCAGCUUCUCGGUGCCGUCUGCGGAGAAGGUGGAUGGCUUCCCGCGAAGGUCCAUGCGCAGGGCCCGACAGAGGAGGUCCCACAGCUCCUCUCAGUUCCGCUACCAGAGCUCCCAGGUGGAGCUCACUCCGCUGCCCCUGCUCAAAGACGCCCCGGUGGCAGAGCUGCACGACCUGUUCUGUAAGAAGCUGCAGCAGUGCUGCGUGCUGUUUGAUUUCCUGGACUGCGUGGCUGACCUGAAAGGGAAGGAGAUCAAACGUGCGGCGCUCAACGAGCUGGUGGAGAGCGUGGCCACGAGCAGAGGAGUCCUCAUAGAGCCUCUCUACCCGGAGGCUAUAAAGAUGAUCUCUGUAAAUAUCUUCAGGACUCUCCCACCCAGCGAGAAUCCAGAGUUUGACCCCGAGGAAGAUGAGCCGACACUGGAAGCCUCCUGGCCACACCUGCAGCUGGUGUAUGAGUUCUUUCUGCGUUUCCUGGAGAGCCCGGACUUCCAGCCCUCCAUGGCCAAACGCUACGUGGACCAGAAGUUUGUCUUGCAGCUCCUGGAGUUGUUUGACAGCGAGGACCCGAGGGAGCGGGAGUACCUAAAGACCAUCCUGCACCGCGUCUAUGGAAAACUGCUGGGCCUCCGAGCCUACAUCCGCAAACAGAUCAACAACAUCUUCCUCAGGUUCAUAUAUGAAACUGAGCACUUCAAUGGAGUUGCGGAACUGUUGGAAAUCCUCGGCAGCAUCAUAAACGGCUUCGCCCUGCCGCUGAAGUCUGAACAUAAGCAGUUCCUGGUUCGGGUCCUCAUCCCGCUACACACGGCAAAGUCCCUUUCCAUCUUCCACGCGCAGCUGGCCUACUGUGUGGUGCAGUUUAUGGAGAAAGAUGCCACAGUCACUGAAUAUAUCAUCAGAGGGCUGCUCAAGUACUGGCCUAAAACCUGCACGCAGAAAGAGGUGAUGUUCCUGGGGGAGAUCGAGGAGAUCCUGGAUGUGAUAGAGCCAUCUCAGUUCAUGCGGAUUCAGGAGCCGCUCUUCAAGCAGAUAGCAGCCUGCAUCUCCAGUCCUCACUUCCAGGUAGCGGAGCGGGCUCUUUACUUCUGGAACAAUGAAUACAUCCUCAGUCUGAUUGAGGAAAACUGUCAAGUCAUCCUUCCACUGGUGUUCGCUACCCUCUACAGAGUCUCCAAGGAGCACUGGAACCAGACCAUCGUGUCUCUGAUUUACAACGUGCUGAAGACCUUCAUGGAGAUGAACAGCAAACUCUUUGAUGACCUCACUGCCUCCUACAAAGUGGAGAAACAGAAGGAGCUGAAGCGAGAACGGGAGCGUGCCGAGCUCUGGCGAGGCCUGGAGGAGUACCAGGAGCGCCGGAUGCAGAUGCUCACGGAGGCCGCCAGGAACCAGCGCAACCUCCAGGAGCGAGGCGAGAGAGGGGACACGCUUAACCCUUCCUCCCCGCAGACAGCUCACUCCGACCAGCCCGAGCCCAAGCCCAGCGGGGCCUCUUCUGGAGCCGGGGAAAGCGCCACCUAGGUGUCACUCCAUUAGAUCAAAUGGGGGGGAGGGGAGGGUUAGGGGACAGGGAGAAAGCAGGAAGAUGACGGUAAAAGUGUUGGGAGACAGAAAAAGGUACAAAACAAGUCCACUGUUUUUUUUUCUCUGUCGUCUUGUGUCACGGAGGUGGUCGCUUUUUGUAAAAAGGCGCAAACUCGGUGAUCCAAGGUAAACACUGUACCUUCUUUCUAACAGAGUUGUGUGAAACUGGUUCACUUUUUGCUGUACACACAUUAUGUUGCAGACCAGAAGAUAAAUACUGUCCGAGUGCAGACUGUCAUUUAAAUUCGUGGAAACGGCAGAUCAGUGCCCUGAAAUCGGUAGCUGGUCUGCUUCAAAUCUGCCUCAAAACGAGAGAUAAAACAUCUCUUUUGGUGCAACACUUACCACGUUUAACACAUUUCUAAGUCGCCUAAGGGAGGACGAGUCUGCGCCGUGGCCUCGUAUUUAUCUUUUGGUCAGAGAUGCUGAUUUCAUGCGUGGAUAGCACAAUACAUCAAUAAACAAAAGAAGCAAUUUCACACAAAAGUCCCAAAACUAUUGCCGAACCCACGAACCGCCACAUAGACGCGGGCACAGGUACAUUUUUAUUGUAAAUAUCAGAGGACAGAGCUACAGAGAGUUUAUCCAGGUUAAACAAUUCACACGCCAACAGCUAAUUCAUGCACCUGAAUAUUACUUUAAAUCACACUGUCUCUCUCACACACACACACACACACACAUACACAGACACACACGGCUGAUUCUGGCGUUAACUCCUCUCCCAGUCUGCCGGGUUCCACCAAAGGAUGAGCCUGAAGUCCCUAAUAACCGCUGAUGAAGAUGAUGAUAUAAGUACAAUAAUGUUCCUUCUUCUUACUUGUUACUCUACUACUAUUACUCUACUCUAAGUACUACUGAUGAUGAUAAUGUUUUUAUAUAUAUACAUAUGUCUCUGGAUAUUUCUGUAGUGUAUUAUGGGAGAAACACUAGUGUAGCAGAUAUCAUAAAGGGGAAGGUCCACUCGAAUUCUGAAUUCACAUCACGUGUUAAAUGUAUGAGGCUGUAAUGUGAGUGCUGAAGUUCAGCAGAAUUCCCCUUUAGCAGACCUUAAAAGGAGGAGGAAUGAACUGGAUUGGCAUGGGUGGAUUUGCUUUCAUUCAUUACUUGUGGUGUGGUAGAUUUAAAAAGCAAACAAAGAAAUCCCCAAACAUUCCACGUUUAAAGCUCGUGAAUCAUUUUUUUUAAAGGUGCUGUGUGGAGUUUUGUUCUAAACACAGAUGAUUUUAUGUCUUACUCAUCAUGAAUGUACUUUGUCUGUUCGGGAGGCCUGGUGAAUUUACAUUUUUAACAUCCGCAUUUGCUAGCUAAAACAAGCUACAUAUGCUAGGUUUAGCUUCUGUGAUGAUACUGGUUUGUGAAGUCCUGUUUUGAAGUUUGACUUUCUGGAUCCAGAGGUUAUUGGCUAAUGAUAGCAACCUUUGUUAGCAAGGUGCAUACACUGAAUGGGAGUAGCAUAGCCUCAAUCCAUGCAUCCAUCCGUGACCGAUGGCUAAUUAAUCCUUGACGUGUUGGUCAUCGUGUCUGCGAAUAAUGGCUUUGCCACGACUCGGUACUCGCCGCAGUAUUUUCCUAAAUGGUAGGCGUCGCCAUUCAGACAAAACCUCCACAUUAGCGCUGGUUCGGUCAAAAUCGUAAAUAAAGAAAUUACUGAAUGUUUAUUUAUUCCAGAAGGUCUCAUCUUUUCAAUACUGUUGCAACACCUCCCUCUGUUUAAUCUGUAAAUCUGUGUCAAUAAAAUGGUUGUGAAAACUGUCGCGAUCGCCACAAAAAGUAACCAAGCGCAACUUGAUGCAUGCAAUACGACGCCACUUUUGUCAUUCACGAGGCUGAGAAUGUUGAGCAUACAUGGGCCUUUAGGAGGUGCCCGGGAGGCAUCCUGGUCACAAACCACCUGAACCGACUUAUUUUCUGUGUGGUGAAGUGGCAGCUUUAGUCUGAGCGCCUCCUGGACGAUCAAGCUUCUUAACCGAGCUCUAAGAGAGCACACCAACCCCACAAACGCUUUCCACGUGGGUGUAGUUGACUGGGUCAGAUUAGCAGACAGCUAGGUUGGGUAAAUAAACAUGCUUUAUCUAUCAUCUCUUAUUGGUUGAAAGUUCCACAGCUUACCUUUAAUUUUAAUUUGGCACCAAAUGAUGAUAUUUUUUUUGGUGUGUACGUGUGUUUAUUUUCUAAUUUAGAACCUCAUCACAGAGUAUUACAUUUAAACAAAUCCAAGCAGACUCAUAAAGCCCACCCAACACAGGAGAAUGAAUGAAACCCACCGCAUGUGUGUCAAAUCAAAAGAAAAACACCGCAAUCCAGUUGGAUUUCUGAACCUGGAACGUCUGCAGGUUCAAGCAGACCUAAAGCUGCUAGAUGGUGACCAUGAUGAGGAAGCUUUUUUUUUUUUUUUUUUUUGAUGUGAACCAACAAAAAUCUGUUUAUUCUUGUCUGAUCAUUAUGAUAGAGUGAUGGGAUACAAGAGAGGGAGGAAAAAAACUGAAAAAAAUUAUUUUAGCAAUAUUUUCAUUCUUUCAGGAUAAUCUGUGUUUUUCAGGGGGUGACGACAGGAAGUGGGUGUCACACUGAAACGUUUACCUCCCACUCUUGUUUUUAUUCCUGUUGCGUCCUUGAUAUUCACAUUGUCUUAAAGGUACCUUCUGUGUAGAUUUAUUUGAUGAGAAAUUUUUGCUUUGUAAAUUACGUUGUUAAUUUUAUUGGUUUUUGUAUAAUCUUGUUUUUUGUGGAAAACUGAGUCUGAUGCUAUUUAUUUUCUAUUUGAUCAGGAAAUGUAACCUUAUUUGACGGUCAGGUUGUGUGUGUGUGCGUGUGUGUGAGCGCGCAUGUGUUUGCGUGCGUGGGUGCUUGAGUGUGUAUCCAGUGAGUGAUUCGGCGAGCAGGAGAUAUGCGUAGACAGAGCGACAGAGAACGGGAGAAAGCAGUCGUCUCUUUGCUUCUUUUUCUCUCUCUCGCCUUCUCUCCUUCCUGUGGGACAGGGUUUGAAUCCGAAUGUAUCGUGAAACAAAACUGAUUGUUCUUUUUUUUUUUAACGCUUGACACGCAGAGCUAAGUGUCGGCUGCUUCGAACCAAACUUUCAAAAAAUCCCGCAGAACCGUUUUUUUCCUAGACGCUCACUUAAAAACUUGUCUGAAUCAGCAAUGUUUCGAAAUCGUUUCCAGCUUCGUACCAAAAGGGUUUGUUGCUUUCAAACUUUGGUGAAGCGGCUUUGCGUUUUUAUUUCCUUUCUUUUUUAUAAAGAUCUUACAACUUCUGUCACCUUUGACGCCAAAAACCAAAUUUUGUUACAAUUUAGCACAAAGCUCCAGUACUCACUGUGCGACUGUUUGAAAGCUACUGUCACAUAAAGGCGCCUAAGUUAUCGUUAUAACAACAGGACAACUGAACAUCACUGAAGUCUAUGGGUAACGCUAGAAGCGGGCAACUACAGAUAAGUUAUUGGUGCUGGUUUCAUUAAUUCGACUUUUUUCUUUGAUUGUAUUUUGCAAAAAGAGUGCAAAAAUCCAAAGUCCGAUUUUGUCGUCAACCUCAAUCGCCUAAAACUCCAAAAACAAGUGGAACAUUUUCUUUCUUAAAUCCUAUAAUUUACUCCAUGUCGCCACCUGGCUGACAACGAGAGACCCUUCCAUUUUUGGGAUUUCAAACAUUGUCUUGAUUCAGGCAGGUGACACUCAGAAACACAAUCGAACAGAGACAAAACUUGACCUCGCUGUCACUAAACUUGGUUUGCUUCAUGAUUUUUUUUUUUUUCUUGGGUUGCUUACUCACAAACCCUCUAGAUUGUUGUUGUUGGGAUGACCCCAGCUCCCAAUGUUCAAGAAUUCUCCAUGAUAAUGAUUAAUAAUAAUAUUCCUCGAUUCUAGCAUUCUGCCAUCCAAUCAGGAACUGCUCCAGAACAGGAAGUGAGAGAGGAGAGAGUGUUUGUAGAGAGCUCCGGUGUCGCCUCACAGACCGCCAUCAAGCACUGCUUUCAUGGACGCUCGCAUUUCCUCUCUGUGGCCGUUUUCAGGAGGCCAGAUUUUAACAAAUGCUUUAAGUCAGAGGGGCGAUGUGGGUGGAUCUGAUGAAAGACAGACAGUAAAGACAAAAAAAGAAAACAGAGGAGGGGGAAGAUAGAGGAAAGAAAAGACAUAGACACGAUAGAAUGGCAAUAAGUCAGAGCAACAGAAUGAGAAUAUAACGUUACCGAAACCUACUACUGCAUUACGUAGCAAUUUCACUGAAUUUCUAGAUUUGCACUGUCUGCCCAAUGGUCUGUUUGUUGUGUUGAAGAAAAAAAACAAAACAAGAGAAAAUGAUAAAGAUGAUGCAGACGAAGAAGAUGUAUAUUUUGGGGACCAACACAGUGGUGGGGGGGUUUGAAUGUAGAGUGGCUUACUACUGUAUGUAUCAUUACAGGGAAGUGUAGAAUGGAGAAAAAAAUAUAAUGUGCUAAAAACUAAAACUUCACUUUGAGAAAACA